Lodderomyces beijingensis is the source of this 1767-nucleotide messenger RNA. NCBI's taxonomy places the organism in Eukaryota, Fungi, Ascomycota, Pichiomycetes, Serinales, Debaryomycetaceae. The record is from the annotation of a GenBank genome assembly.
AUGGACACUAAUAACAGCAGCCAACCCGACACAAGGCCCACAACGCCUACUCCGGAGGCCGAACUCAACCCGCAGCGAGUCAAGGUCUUGGUGCAAAAACUCAAGGACGAAAUUGCUGCUAGUCAAGCUGAGCUGGACCCCGUUAAAAAACAAGCACAUAUUGCCGUGGUUGAAAAAAUCAAGCGAGUCUUGGUCAAGUAUCAACAGCAUCAGCAGCAACAGCAACAGCAACAGCAAUAUCAACCACACCUACAGCAGCAGCAGCAGCAGCAGCAGCAGCAAUCACCACCACAACCACAAGAACAGCAGCAACAGCAGCCGCAAAAUCUACCACAACCACGGCCAAAAGCAGGAGGUAGCAGUAUUGUCAAGAGUGAGAGCACCGAAGUAGCCAAUGCAAUGUCGAACCUGCCUGCUCCGGCUAUACCUUUACCAAGCGCGUCCUCAAGUCCCCCAAUUGCCCCAAUUGCUCCAGCUACCCCAGUCACUGCAAUGCCCCCAAUCCAACACCCUGUCCCAUCGCAAUACCCGGUGCAACCGCAAAUUCAGGCACCCAUACCUCAAAAGACUGCUUCGGCAGAUGCGCUGAAAGUCACGUUGGAAAAGUAUAAUCAACUACGCGGUCUCCUCAAGGACCUACUAGACAAGAUUAAAGUUUUGGAGACAUCUCGAGAUCAAGAAACUGAUCCCACGAAGAAGGAGUCUAUUGAAAAAUCAAUAAGCGGAGCCAGAAUUCAGCUUCAACAGUGUCACAAGGGCGCUUUAUUCAUGCGGAAAGUUUUAAUUGACUCUGGUCGGCUCUCGGCGAAUGCAACUCCCGUUGUCACUUCAAACGGAUCAAAUCCUGCCAGCGCAACUGCUUCGCCAGCACCAGUGGCACCAGCGGCAUCAAUGGCACCAGCAGCGCCAGCAGCAAUAGCAGCGCCAACAGUGCCAACAGUGGCCACAACAACACCGGCAGUAUCAACAACAGCAGUGCCAACAGUAGCAACAACAACACCGGCAGCGGCAACAGCAGCAACAGCAGCAACAGCAGCAGCAGCAACAGCAGCAGCAGUACCAGCAACACCGAUUGCCGCUGUGCCAACUUCCUCGCAGAAAUCUAAAGCUGCCCCAGCGGAAACUGUAGCUGCCUCAGCACCAGCAACGAAUAGGCUGACCCCCAACGAGGCUAAAACUCCAGCAACCAAGAAAUCGUCAUCUCCGACUCCAUCAAGAAUGCCAACAACGCAAUCGAAUCCAAAAACUAAUCCAAUAUCAAGAACUAAUACCACAAAUCCAACUACUACUACUAAUACUACAACAGCAGCAGGCAACACGACGGGGAAAACUUCGACUCCCACUGGCGAAACUCCAAACUCAAAACGUCCAUUCCCUACUUCAUUCGCCUCGAGUUCAUCGACACAAUUUGCCAAUCCAUCAACAAACGCCCUUCCAAACCCUCCACCUCAAUUCACCAUUCCUGAUAACGACGGGCGGGUGCUAACAAAAAGGAAAUUGAACGAGUUGAUGACUCGUAUAUCGAUAGACCAAGGCGACGUCAAGACCUCAGUCGACAAUGACGUUGAGGAGCUCUUUUUAGACUUGGCGGAUGAGUUUGUGCGGAACGUGAUGGAUUUCUCUUGCACCUUAGCCAAGCAUCGGAAAUUGGAUCGAGUCGACAUCAAGGACGUUCAGCUCCACCUUGAGAGGAACUGGGGGAUCAAAGUGGCCGGGUACAUGAAUGAUGAUAUUAAACCUAUACGCAAGUGGCCCAAGAAAAAGUGA